Molecule: messenger RNA, 1452 nt
Organism: Condylura cristata (star-nosed mole)
Lineage: Eukaryota; Metazoa; Chordata; Mammalia; Eulipotyphla; Talpidae
Gene: FBXL15
Product: F-box and leucine-rich repeat protein 15
Exons: 4
Coding region: 456-1358 (300 amino acids)
Biological process (GO): SCF-dependent proteasomal ubiquitin-dependent protein catabolic process
Cellular component (GO): SCF ubiquitin ligase complex
Molecular function (GO): protein binding
Source: RefSeq, a predicted model, not a curated record
UUCAUUCAUUCACCCAUUCAGUAUUUAUUAGCCACCGACUAAGUGCCAGACAGUAAGAUCCUGAGUAGUUUCUCUCCAUUUUUCAAAGCCGCUAAACGUGAGCCGAAAGCACAGUAUGUCCAGAACCAAGAAAUUCUGGUCCCGCCCUUUCUGCUUUUGGUCUAGUCUGCUCCUCCCAUCAUAGCUUCACUCAGAGGCGACCACUCGCUGGAGAAAAAAGAAAGCCGUAGUCAUCGCAUUCUCAAGCACAGUAGCCAAGAAGGCGUGAUCUAAUGGUACACCACCGGUCUGUUCUGCUUCAGUCUUGGGAUCCAUCCGGAACACUUUCAGAUAGGCUCCUCAGUAAGACGGCACUCGAUUGAACCUGCCUGUCUCCACAAUCCAAGUAGGCGGGUUAGCUGCGGCGGCUGCAAGGCCACAGCGAGUCCUUCCUGCGCACGCGCAGUAGACAGCCGAUGGAGCCACCGAUGGAGCCGUCCGGAGGGGAGCAAGAGCUGAGAGCCGUCAGGCUCCUGGACCUGCCCUGGGAAGACGUUCUACUCCCACACGUCCUGAGUCGGGUCCCGCUGCGCCAGUUGCUCCAGCUGCAACGCGUCAGCCGGGCCUUCCGGGCGCUAGUGCAGCUGCACCUGGCCGGGCUGCGCCGCUUCGACGCGGCUCAGGUGGGUCCGCAGAUCCCGCGGGCUGCACUGGCCUGGCUGCUGCGGGACGCCGAAGGGCUGCAGGAGCUGGCGCUAGCGCCGUGUCACGAAUGGCUGGCGGACGAGGAUCUGGUGCCGGUGCUAGCGCGGAAUCCGCAGCUGCGGAGUGUGGCGCUGGCCGGCUGCGGGCAACUGAGUCGCCGCGCGCUGGGGGCGCUGGCCGAGGGCUGCCCCCGCCUGCAGCGCCUGUCGCUCGCGCACUGUGACUGGGUAGACGGGUUGGCGCUGCGCGGCCUCGCAGACCGCUGCCCAGCCCUUGAAGAGCUGGACCUCACCGCCUGCCGUCAGCUCAAGGAUGAGGCCAUCGUGUACCUGGCGCAGAGGCGCGGCAAAGGCCUCCGUAGCCUCUCGCUAGCAGUCAACGCCAAUGUGGGGGACGCCGCGGUCCAGGAGCUGGCUCGGAAGUGUCCGAAACUCCAGCACCUCGACCUAACCGGCUGCCUCCGCGUGGGAAGCGACGGCGUCAGGACUUUGGCCGAGUACUGCCCCACGCUGCGCUCCCUCCGGGUGCGGCACUGCCACCAUGUGGCGGAGCCCAGCCUGAGCCGCUUGCGGAAGAGGGGUGUGGACAUCGACGUGGAGCCACCGCUGCACCAGGCCCUGGUGCUGUUGCAGGACAUGGUGGGCUUCGCACCUUUUGUCAACCUGCAGGUCUGACCGACCCUCCAGUGGGGCACAGCUGGACUGUGGGGACCCCUAUAGCGAGGGCAAAGCCCGGCCCCACCCUGGAGCUUCAAAUAAAGAGCUUUUU